UUAUUCUGUUUAAAUAGUAAUUUAUUCACGGGACACACUAAAUCGUGUGACUAUAUUUAGUAAAUUAAUAAAUUACAUAUUCGCAGUGGCAUAAGUGUCCGGUCUGUUAGGGCCGAAUCUCAAACCGGUCCUUACGUUAGGUAUAGUAGCACUUCAUAGUGGAUGACGUAACGCUUUCUGUGUACUAGGUAGUACACUAAGUGUGGAACGGAACCGUGGUUUAGGAGUGAUCCCUGGUUAACCAAACAUCAGAGCGCUUGUGGUUGGAACAGUGAGCUAAAUCCGAGCUGUUCUUCUUACUGUAGAGUCCAGAGUGGAUUAUAGUGGAAGUGUUGAGCUCCAAAACAACCAGAGUGUGGGGUAUUAGUUAUUAUUGUCAGUAACAGCUGCUGUUUUAAGGUUGCAGGUCGAGCAGUGAACUUCAGCAUGUCUUCAGCUCUCCUGCUGUGAGUUCAUGAGGAGCUUCAGGAUCAUGAUGGCACCGAAGUUUCAGCUCCUGGCGCUGCUGGCCUUCGCAGUAACCAUGCUGUUCCUGGAGAACCAGAUCCACCAGCUGGAGGAGUCCAGAGGGAAGCUGGAGCGUGCCAUCGCGAGGCUGGAAGUGCGUGACAUCGAGGAACGCCGCACUCAGGAAGGACAGAGGGAAUCUCGCGAGGACGUUGAGAACGACCUGGUGGUCAUCUACAAUCGAGUCCCCAAAACUGCCAGCACCUCCUUUACCAACCUGGCCUACGACCUGUGCAGCAGGAACCACUACCACGUCCUGCACAUCAACACCAGCAAGAACAACCCUGUCAUGUCCCUGCAGGACCAGGUGCGCUUCGUGAAGAAUGUGACAACGUGGAAGGAGAUGAAGCCGGCGAUCUACCACGGACACGUGUCGUUCCUCGACUUCUCCAAAUUUGGCGUGAUGAAAAAACCCAUUUACAUCAACAUCGUGCGCGACCCCAUCGAACGCCUGGUGUCCUAUUACUACUUCCUGCGCUUCGGGGACGAUUACAGACCGGGCCUAAAACGCAGGAAACAGGGGGACAAGAAGACGUUUGAUGAGUGUGUUGCUGCGGCAGGUUCAGACUGCGCUCCAGAAAAGCUGUGGCUUCAGAUCCCCUUCUUCUGUGGUCAUUACUCUGAGUGCUGGAACAUCGGCAGUCGCUGGGCUCUGGAGCAGGCCAAGUAUAACUUGAUUAACGAGUACCUGCUGGUGGGCGUGACCGAGGAGCUCGAGGACUUUGUGAUGAUGCUGGAGGCAGCACUGCCUCGGUUCUUCAGAGGAGCCACCGAGCUCUACAGGACAGGAAAAAAGUCCCACCUGAGGAAGACUAGCGAGAAGAAGCCGCCCACUAAGGAGUCCAUCGCUCGGCUGCAGCAGUCAGACAUCUGGAAGCUUGAAAACGAGUUUUAUGAGUUUGCGCUUGAGCAGUUCCAGUUCGUCCGCGCUCACGGCGUGAAGGAGAAGGACGGCGAGCUGUACCUCCUACCGCAGAACUACUUCUAUGAGAAAAUCUACCCCAAGACCACCUGAGAGGGACGGAAGCAGCGCCGCCCUGGUGCCACUUGAUGUUGUUCACUGGAAGAGCACCGCUCGGCACGGCUCGGCUCUGAGGUCUGUCUGUUUCAGCAGUGUCCUUGCCGUGCAGCUGGAUGUCUCACAGCUCAGCUGUGUUUGGAUUUCACUUUUCUUUGUCUUUAUGUUUGUACAUUUGAUCUCUUUAAACUUGAGGUAAACACAGAGACAAGCUCGAGGCAGCAGGACCGGUUUAGUGCACAUGUCGGACUCAUGGACAGUAACCACAGAUGAUUUGAUUCAUCUAAUUUCAUUUUAAUGGACGUUAAUACAAAGAAAAAAAAAUCAGGCUAACUCAUGUGCCGUAGCGUUCACUUUCAUUUGUUUAGAAUAAAGGACCCAGUUGUAAUGUUUAGCGCUCUCUGCUGGAUGCAAAGCUUCAUAAGUUCUGCAUGUGCAGUUACAGGAGAAUCCUUUUCUUAAAACCAAAAUAGCUCAAGUGUUUUAUUCCAGUUUUUUUUUUUUUUUUAUUUAUUGAGCAUUUCAUACUUUUUAUCUAAAAAUUGAAUUCUUUAAAACGAGUUUCUUUUUUAACAAAAGUCCUUCCCCCUCCAGAGUCUGUACAACACAAAACAGUAGUUAUCUUGUGUUCACAGUUACAGGAAAAUAAUCCAAGACUUUUUUUCAGUGUAAAAAAAAUUUGAAUAAUGAUGCUUCUUAAAUUUUUAUGCACUUCAUAAUUAUGUGUUAAAAAAAAAGUUCACGUUCUCAUUUCCGUUACAGCAGCUUUAAAUGCCUGUUCCUUUA
Messenger RNA from Clarias gariepinus (North African catfish), 2311 nucleotides. RefSeq names its product heparan sulfate 2-O-sulfotransferase 1a (gene hs2st1a). Lineage: Eukaryota; Metazoa; Chordata; Actinopteri; Siluriformes; Clariidae. Gene Ontology annotation, molecular function: heparan sulfate 2-sulfotransferase activity. The record is from RefSeq and is a predicted model, not a curated record. The coding region runs from base 455 to 1522 and encodes 355 amino acids. The transcript is spliced from 7 exons. Gene Ontology annotation, cellular component: membrane.